Messenger RNA from Rhinichthys klamathensis goyatoka, 3973 nucleotides. Its product is annotated as nucleus accumbens-associated protein 2. The coding region runs from base 786 to 2588 and encodes 600 amino acids. The record is from RefSeq and is a predicted model, not a curated record. Gene Ontology annotation, molecular function: protein binding; DNA-binding transcription factor activity, RNA polymerase II-specific; RNA polymerase II cis-regulatory region sequence-specific DNA binding. The transcript is spliced from 6 exons. Gene Ontology annotation, biological process: regulation of transcription by RNA polymerase II. Lineage: Eukaryota; Metazoa; Chordata; Actinopteri; Cypriniformes; Leuciscidae.
GAUUUAUUAUAAUUUUUUGCUGUUGAUAUUAGACAGAAGACUGGAACACGGCAGUUUAUCUCUGAUAGCGCUGACUCACGAUGUAGCCCGUCGGCGUCUCAGCAUUAAAAGCCAGCAAAUCAGAGACGGAAGCACAGCACCUUCUUCCCCACUUUGCUGAGAGACGCUGCUUUACUGCCCCACUGCUCUGUACUCAACUCUUACUCGCACAAUACAGUCUAUGAGCCAUCCAUCUAAUAUGUGCCACCUUAAAAUGCUUCUCGGUUUGAUGUACUGAUCUGACAUUCAGGGCAGCUUUGAGGCUGAGUCUAUCUCUUUUCUUUCUCUUAUCGGUUGAGUAUCUGUCUGAUGUCGUGUUGGCACAUCUGAUUGGGUAUGCAGACUCUGUACUGAGCAUGCCAGCCUGUGACAGGGACUGCAAUGCAGAGCUGCUCUCCUGGCACACACCAUUUGUCUGCCCUUAAUGUAAAUAAUCCUGAGCACGGAGCCGCUCAUGGCAGAGACGGCUUCUGAUGGAUUAUGUGUCUGCACACGUUCGGGUUGGUGCAUGCGGGGGUAAACGCUCCCGUUCUUGUCUUUUCUUCGUGUGGUGAUGUUCAAAUAAAAUCCUGUGCGAGGAGGAAGAGGACGGAUUGAGACGUAUCUCUCUGCUGCUCAAGCUACAUUUCCUCAUGCUGAGCUGCUGUGAGGAGCCUGCCCGCAUUCUCUCUCUCUCAUCUCGGAAGAUUCUGCUAUAGAGAUGUCUGGUGAAAACAUCCUGUCUUUUCCAGAGAUCUGAAACGGGCAUGAUGUCUCAACUCUUGCACAUGGAGAUUCCAAACUUUGGCAGCACUGUUCUGGACAGCCUGAACGAACAGCGGCUGCUGGGCCAACACUGCGAUGUGGCCAUUAUGGUCAAUGGACAGGCCUUCAAGGCCCAUCGCGCCGUUUUAGCAGCCAGCAGCCUAUACUUCCGUGAUCUGUUCAGCGGUAGUGCCCAGACACUCUUUGAGUUGCCCUCAUCUGUGGCCCCAUCCUGCUUCCAGCAGAUUCUGUCGUUCUGCUACACGGGCCGGAUGACGGUGAGUGCCAGCGAUCAGCUGAUGGUCAUGUACACCGCAGGCUACCUUCAAAUCCAGAACAUCGUGGAGCGGGGAAUGGACCUCAUGUUCAAGGCCAGUGCUCCGUACUGCGACUCACAGACAUCUGCCACAGACGAUCCCCCUAGCCCAAACAACAACAACUCCUCCCUGUUGCUAGGCGACCAGCCCACAACUCUCUGCAAGAUCAAGGAAGAAAAGUUGGAGACCCCGGUAUGUGCUCGGAAUGGAGAGCUAAAGCACUCAGAUGAGGAUAGGGGACCUAGGGGCAGAUCUUUAAGGAAUGGGACACUUUUCUACACCAGUGGAGGUGUGAACGGGAUCAUACCCGUGAUGCAUGCUUACGAGCACUCGACCCGAGAUCAUGCCAGCCCCGGUGCUUCUAGCCUCCCGACCACAGACAGCCCAACUUCACACCAAAAUGAGGAGGAGGACUUUGAAGACGACUCGUACGAAAGCCUGACAAACGGAAAGAUCUUUGGGGGCUCGUCUGGGAUCUAUAGCAGUAAAUGUCGUUUAAUGGACUUCUCUUUCGCUCCGUUGCAGCUCAAGAUUCAUUCCUGUGAGUGUGAUCUUUUGUGUCUGUUCCCAGUGCAAGAGAAGAUGGAGGUGUCCUCCCUGCCUCUGUCCUUGGAGAACCGUUUCUGUGUGCUGUUGGGAGGAGACAGAGAGGCUCUGCCUGCCGGACUCAUCAGCCAGAUCGGCUACCGUUGCCAUCCUGCUCUCUACACAGAGGGCGACCCUGGAGAGAGACUGGAGCUGAUUGGAGGAUCUGGUGUCUUCAUGACUCGUGGACAGCUGAUGAACUGUCACCUCUGUGCUGGGGUCAAGCACAAAGUCCUGCUGAGACGCCUUCUAGCUGCUUUUUUUGACAGGAAUACACUUGCUGACAGCUGUGGGACUGGAAUACGUUCCUCCAACUGUGAUCCAAAUCGCAAACCACUGGACAGCCGCAUACUCAACACAGUGAAACUCUACUGUCAGAACUUUGCCCCUAACUUCAAAGAAAGUGAGAUGAAUGUGAUUGCCGCAGACAUGUGCACCAAUGCCCGGAGAGUUCGCAAGCGCUGGCUCCCCAAGAUCAAGUCCAUGCUUCCAGAGGCGAUCGAGGUGUACAGGGGGACUGCGGUCCUCAGCCAGGUGGAAGGAGCCACCCAUCCAGGCGGUGGCUUUCCCUUUGAGUCAGAGUUCAAACACCUGGCAGCGUCAAAUCUGACUCUGGAGCAGCAUCUCUAUGGAGACUGCAGAGAGACACUGAGGAAUGGCUCUCACUUCAAUAUGGAAGAGAGGUCCCAAAAAGGUGAAGCAGCCAAGACUGAGCCAGGCCGAGCCAAAGAGUCCGACAACCCGCAGGAAGUUGAAAGGCUUCCGGAGAGUCCCGAGAGAGCAGCCAGUGUGCUCGCUCUCAACCCAGCCAGCAAGAAAGGGGAAAAAGAGCGAGCAUCCAGCAGCCCCAGAUCACAAAAAGAGGAACAGAACAGACAGGGACCACUUAAAGAGGAUCAGUGACUUCUUCUACUUCAUACGAUUUAAAAACUGGUCUGCAGCUUCUCACACCAAAAAGGAUCACUAUCAAUAAAGGCAAAUCUCCCAUGCCACUGAACAUUAAAUUAAAGCUGCAUGAUCAUGAAAUCUGGACAUAUACAUUUUUUUCUCCAGGAUAUAUUGAAGAACGUCUGCAUUAAAUACAGUUAUGCUCACAAUUUUCCCUUCCCCUUGCAGAGUCUACAAAAUGUUUUUUAAUUUAUUACUGUCCUUGUGAAGCUAUUUGACAUAUAUUUACAUGUAUUCCACAAGACAGAUUAACUAAAUAAACUGAAAAACAAUAACUGAUCUUAUUCAAAAAUUUACAUACCCUUGGUUUUUAAUAUCAUAUAUUGCCUCAAGCAUCAAUGAGUGUUUGUAGACUUUUGUGAUAGUUGUGCAUGAGUUUAUGGUUUGUCCUGAGCAGUGAAACUGUUCCUUGACAAAGCCUCCAGGUCCUGUAAGUUAUUUGGUUUCCCAGCAUGCUCUGCACAUUUGAGUUGUUCCCUGCAGUGGAACUAUAAUUUUGAGAUCCAGUUUUGCCACUAUGGACAAUUUAGGGACUUGUGCAAAACUGUGAUGCUUGAGGCAACACACAAUAUCAAGAAUCAAAGGUAUGUGAACGUCCGAAUAGGAUAUUUUGUGUAAUUUAAGUUAUAAUAUUUUUCUUAUAAAAACAUAAAUAUGUGUUAUGCAGCUUCUUCAGAGCAGUAAAUUAAAAAAAAAAAAUAGGAUUUUAUAUCUUAUUUUUCAAAAAAAGUAUAAAUGUCUGAUUCCCCAAGGGGUUUGCAAACAUCUGAGCAUGACUGUAUAAGAAAUUGUAAGGUUCUUUCAUGGAGCCACUUAGCAUACGUAAAUGCAGGCACAUAUUCAAGCUCAGUACAUUAAGGCAAUCGGCAGUGCGUUUUUUUAUGAAUGCAUGUGAUGCACAAGCUCUGGCAUUUCUGACUAAAUACUCUUGCCAAUUACAGAAACAAAUGGAUUAUGGACUUCUGCAUGGCAAAAACAAGUGAAGGACAAAGGCUCUCCUUAAUGUAACACAAAUUACAUGCUUCAGGAAUCAACUAUACUGCUUUAACUCCAGUCGGACAAUGGGGUUGCUAUGUACAAAGCUGACUGUGGGACUGCUGAGUUCAGUACAGUAAGGGAAGCUGAACAGAGAACAACAGUUCUCUAGAGAGUAGCCUGGACUCUCAGUUUUCCCUCUCAAGCUUUUUAAUCUCUCUUGUUCUCAAGCUGCUGUAUAGUAAAUGCUUGCUUGUUUUUUUUUUUCCUGCAUAUCAGCUGGUCUGGACAUUUGAAACACGAUUGUAUGAUUGUUUUUGGAAGUGAAAUAAAGGAAAGGAUUAUUUUGAGGGAUAAUUAGGUUA